AUGGAGCUGCCGGUGGAAUGCGCAAAGCUGCUGGUGGUGGUGGACGUCUCUGCCCUGACGCGCGGCGUGCGUCUGCUCAGUGUGGAGGUGCCGCUGACAGCGGUGCCGGCCGGACCGGCUGCCUCUCCGGCGGCCGACAUUGAGCGCGGCACGUGUCCGCCGCCGUUCGGGCCGCUGCAGCUGCUGCAGUCGGCGGCGCAGCUGUCCGUCUCCGUGUCGCUGGCCGUGCCGCUGGACCUGCUGCCGCGGCCGGCGCCGGCGCGCUGCGCCUACGGCCGCCUGCUGGCCGUCGUCUCGCAGCGCGGCCUGCAGCGCAGCGGCGUGCUGCAGCUCAUCCAGCAGCUCAACGAGCCGCCCAGCCCGGCGGCGGCCGAGGGCGCCGCGCCGCGCCGGCCCGGCGACGUCAGCACACCUGGCAUCAGCGGCUUCUGCCUGGCCGACCGUCAGCUGCACCUGCUGUUCGCCGAGGGGCGCGCCGACGCCGAGCUGGAACAGACGGCGGCCGCGCCGCGCGCUCUGCCGCGCCGCGACGCUCGACUCUGCCACCACUCGGGCCUACUGUUACGCCGUCCGCGCCAUCAGAGAGUGCUUCCGCACGCAGUGGCUGUCGGAAAAUGAACCUGCUUCCCAACGAGGCCGGCCUGCAACAACUGCUGGCCGGCUGUUGGCCGAAAAAAAACGCCUUCAACCGGAUGUCAGUUGUCAAAUCAACGCGUAUUAAUGCAUUCAAUAGGAUGGGUUUACGUAAAGCUGUAGAAUUGCAAAUAUAUAAUGGCACUGUUUUUGAUCCGUUCGGUAUGCAUUGGUAUCAUAUGAUCUCUCAUUCACAGACGAUCAGCUGCGAAGACCCAGAUCCGUAGUAGAGGGCUCAUCGAGUCCGGGUCCAGCUCCCCGUACUUCCUCCACUUUGGAAACACCGCAGCGCAGAUCACAGUUAUACAUAAUAUUUAGUUUUCAUUCACUUCAUAACCGAAGGUUGUUUGAUAGGUGAUAUGCUGCUUGAGUUGCACCCCGGUAUAUCAAUACGAAGCUUCCGUCCCUGCCACAUACCAGUGAAGGAGGCGGCGGCGGCGGCGGCCGGGGCCGGGCUGCCCUGCCCACCGACACAGUCUGUGAAAUGCCCCAACAACCUUUAAAAUUCAACAGGCUUCAUAAAUGUUUUUUUGCACCAUAUUUUCUCGCGUAUAUGAAAGCUCUAAAAUGUACAAUAUUCCUUUCAGCCACAAGCGAUAUAAAAGCUCUACAAAACGUCAUGUCUCUGUGUGCAAGAAAGACACAUAUAUUGUGUAUAAUCGAGCGUACAUGAUCUGCAGCGCUGCGGAGGGCUGCUCGGUUGCCGCUUUUUACCAGUCGGCUCUAGGUCGGACAUAUGGGUAAACAAAAUGGAAUAGUAAUAUUAAACAAUGCUACCUGCUGAUGCUACUGGGCCUCUCAUUGGUGAAGAACUGGCAGCCAGCCAGCGUGUUUUUGUGAGAACUGUUUUAACAGCAGCAACCGAACGGCUCUCGGGCCAGCGACCAGUGAGCGUAGACAGCACAGCGCUCCGUUAGGCAUCGGCGGGCAAGCACGCAUUAGCUGUGGACGGACCGGCCGCCC
Molecule: messenger RNA, 1596 nt
Organism: Amphibalanus amphitrite
Lineage: Eukaryota; Metazoa; Arthropoda; Thecostraca; Balanomorpha; Balanidae
Exons: 3
Coding region: 1-618 (205 amino acids)
Source: RefSeq, a predicted model, not a curated record